This is a messenger RNA of Setaria italica (foxtail millet), 1031 nucleotides long. RefSeq names its product ADP-ribosylation factor. Lineage: Eukaryota; Viridiplantae; Streptophyta; Magnoliopsida; Poales; Poaceae. Bases 172 to 717 code for a protein of 181 amino acids. Gene Ontology annotation, cellular component: cytoplasm. Gene Ontology annotation, biological process: intracellular protein transport; vesicle-mediated transport. The transcript has 7 exons. The record is from RefSeq and is a predicted model, not a curated record. Gene Ontology annotation, molecular function: GTP binding; GTPase activity.
GGCUCUCUCCUCUGGCCCCGUAUAAAAUAGGCGAGACGCGCAUCACCGCCAGAAGCAACAACACCCGGAGCCUCUCCUUCCCCGUCUCCAGCCGUUGCCUCCUCCGUCCCCGCCCGCGUCGCCGGCGAUCUCACCGCGAAUCGGAUCCGCCGACAAGGCGAGAGGGGAGAGAUGGGGCUCACGUUCACGAAGCUGUUCAGCCGGCUGUUCGCCAAGAAGGAGAUGCGGAUCCUCAUGGUGGGGCUCGACGCCGCCGGAAAGACCACCAUCCUCUACAAGCUCAAACUCGGCGAGAUCGUCACUACCAUCCCCACCAUCGGAUUCAAUGUUGAAACUGUGGAGUACAAGAACAUCAGCUUCACCGUCUGGGAUGUCGGGGGUCAGGACAAGAUCAGGCCGCUGUGGAGGCAUUACUUCCAGAACACACAGGGUCUCAUCUUCGUUGUGGACAGCAACGAUAGGGAUCGUGUUGUUGAAGCCAGGGAUGAGCUCCACCGAAUGCUGAAUGAGGAUGAAUUACGUGAUGCUGUGUUGCUUGUGUUUGCUAACAAGCAAGAUCUUCCGAAUGCUAUGAACGCUGCUGAGAUUACUGAUAAGCUUGGACUGCACUCACUUCGCCAGCGUCACUGGUACAUUCAAAGCACUUGUGCUACAACUGGUGAGGGAUUGUAUGAAGGCCUGGACUGGCUGUCCAGCAACAUUGCCAGCAAGUCCUAAAUUUUCGAGAGGUUUGGACCAUCUAGGAGCCUUUGGAUGAUGAUAUUGCUGGAUAUUUAGGGUUGGGUUGCUAUUCCCGUAUGUAAGGUGUAUGCCCUGAGCUCAAUAGUUAUUGAGCUUUGGUUAAGAUUUCACAGUUAAAUUGUUUUGUGUAAUUUGGGCCCUUGAGAUGUUUCCGAACCAAACAGCUAAAGAGAGUUCCGUUGAGUUAAUUGGUUGGGGGAAUGCGUGCUGGUAUGCAGUAUGACAUUGCUGUUGUGAGAUUCUUUAAUGCUCCAUAGGUUGAGCACCAUCCGAAUGGUUGCAUUUUUUGU